This is a messenger RNA of Effrenium voratum, 1088 nucleotides long. Lineage: Eukaryota; Dinophyceae; Suessiales; Symbiodiniaceae. The record is from the annotation of a GenBank genome assembly.
AGCCCGCAGUGUUGGGCUCGGGCCCUGCCGGGUUUGCUGGUCAUGGCGGCCGUGGCAGAGCAAGCGGAGGAUGACAUGGUGGCAGAGAAGAUCCUCCUGGCUGACGGCACCUCCGUGGAGAUGCUCCGAAGCCCGCAGAUGACGGAGGCGCAGUGGCAGGAAACGAAGACGUACCUGCAAAGCAACGUGGCGGAGACUAAGAAGCUCGUGGAGCAUUCCACGAAUCCGGACAAGAUCCGGAAACAGAAGCUCAUGCGAGCAAUGGCUGACGUUUGGCAGGAGCAGAUCGAUAGUAGCAAUCAGGACUUUGCGCAGCGGAUGAAGGAGCUUGAGCAGGAGCCCGACUUCGAGGAGUUGUUCAAAGCCAUCAAGGACUACCAGGUCCAGCAGAUCCGCGAAUGUCUGGAUGACAAGGAGCUGAUGCAGAAAGUCAGCAGCAAAAUGGGCGGCGUUCCGCAGCAGGCCCAGCGGAACGCGGAUCGCGUCCGCAAGACCCCGCUGACGCUACAGGAGGCCUGCAAGUUCGGGGACCUCCGAGCUGUGCAGCGGUACCUCACCGAGACAGAGCGUGGUGGCCGGAAAUUAGAGGCCAAGGACCAGCGCGGCAUCUCCUGCCUCGGCUACGCGGUGGGUGCUAACAGGAUGCCCAUCACCAUGCUCCUUGUUGAGGUGAAGGCUGACAUGAACUGCGUGGAUAAGGCCGGCAACAGCAGCCUCCACUACGCUGCAGGCUACGGUCGUCAGGAGAUGCUGGAAUAUCUCUUGGCUCAAGGCGCAGAUGUGAACAAGGCUAACGACAGCGGGCAGACGCCUUUGGCGGUUGCAACAAGGAAUGCGCAGUCGAAAGCGGUCGAGCUGCUGAAAAGCAAAGGAGGUCGAUGAGGUUAGCUUUCUACUCUCUUCCUCUUCCCAAAAUGGCUGCUGACUGGCUGCCUGCGGUGGAGAAAUCGCGGUAGUGCCGAUGAUAGGAUUGUGCUGGGGCAAGCAGGUCGUUGUCCAGCAAUUGUACGGAAAGAUCGAGCUCCACCGAGUCAUACCCAUCAUGAAAUGGUAAGCAUUGCCCGCAGCAUUUGCUGACCUGGGAGGGC